Messenger RNA from Malania oleifera, 1269 nucleotides. Its product is annotated as protein arginine N-methyltransferase 2. Bases 26 to 1084 code for a protein of 352 amino acids. The transcript is spliced from 3 exons. Gene Ontology annotation, molecular function: protein-arginine N-methyltransferase activity; protein binding. The record is from RefSeq and is a predicted model, not a curated record. NCBI's taxonomy places the organism in Eukaryota, Viridiplantae, Streptophyta, Magnoliopsida, Santalales, Ximeniaceae. Gene Ontology annotation, cellular component: nucleus; cytoplasm.
AUCAAUUAGUUUUCGGAGGUUGGUAAUGAAUAACUUGAUUCGUCGAAUAUUUGGAACUAGGUCUGUCUCCUCUCAUUCCUGCUCGGGAAGCAGCGCAUACAUGACAGAUACUGGGGAGCUACUGUGCGAGGCCGCGAGGAACGGCGACGCCGACAAGGUCAAUGCUCUUAUCGAGUCCGGAGUCGACGUCUCGUACUUCGACGGCGAAGGCAUCACUCCUCUAAUGCACGCCGCGAGGCUCGGUCACGCCGACGUGGUUAAGAGCCUGCUCGAAGCGGGCGCCCCAUGGAAUGCUCUCUCACCAUCCAACAUAUCUGCUGGCGACUUUGCCAUGGACUCCGGACACCAGGAAGCCUUCGAGCUCCUCCUUAAUGCAGGGAUUCAAGCUGAAAUGAUCCUAGGAACAAUUGCAAGGACAAGUAAAAAUUGUGAUUCUGAUAGGGAUUACAUGGAAGAUAGGGUUACUUUUAGUGAGGAUAAGCUUAUGGACUCCAAUAGCAAAGCUAUUAUGAUGGCCUGGGAGAGACCAUUGAUGGAGGCUCAUGCAAAAGCUGUUUGCUCAAAUGGUGGUCACAUUCUGAACAUUGGAUUUGGAAUGGGUCUUGUGGAUACAGCCAUUCAACAAUAUGCACCAGUUAGUCACACUAUUGUCGAGGCUCACCCAGAGGUUUAUGAUCGUAUGCUUCAAACUGGUUGGGGUGGGAAGGAUAAUGUAAAGAUAAUAUUUGGUCGUUGGCAGGAUGUUCUUGAACAACUCGAGUCUUAUGAUGGUAUUUUCUUUGACACGUACGGGGAAUAUUAUGAAGACCUGAGAGAGUUUCACCAACAUCUACCUGUACUGCUGAAGCCUGGAGGGGUCUACUCAUUCUUCAAUGGCCUUUGUGGUGGUAAUGCAUUCUUCCACGUUGUUUACUGUCAUUUAGUUUCUCUGGAACUAGAGAAUUUGGGUUUCUCCACACAGUUAAUUCCAUUGCCUGUAAAGGAUUGCUUAGGAGAGGAAGUAUGGGAGGGUGUGAAACACAAAUAUUGGCAGCUGGAUACCUAUCAUCUCCCAGUUUGUCAGUCUAUACAAGAUUCUUCAUGAUGUCUGAAUUCGAAAAAUUCGAAAAAUUAUUUUUUUUCUUUUUCAGAUCCAUUAAAUGGCAUAUUAUAUUACGAGACAUUGAAACAUCAUUAUUUUUGUAAUUCUUGCGUUAUUCAUCAUUUUGUAACUCUGGAUUCUUAGAAACUAUGUGAAAUGAUUAAUAUUUGGUGCACAUUGGAACUUCA